Gamsiella multidivaricata is the source of this 369-nucleotide messenger RNA. RefSeq names its product ankyrin repeat-containing domain protein. The transcript is spliced from 2 exons. The annotation marks the transcript as partial. The record is from RefSeq and is a predicted model, not a curated record. Gene Ontology annotation, molecular function: protein binding. Lineage: Eukaryota; Fungi; Mortierellomycota; Mortierellomycetes; Mortierellales; Mortierellaceae.
CUGGUGGCGGCUCGGUCCCGAAACCCGAUUGAGACCAUGAAGGUGUUGAUCCAGCAUGGCGCCGCUUUGGAUCGGGGCGAUCAUAAUGGUACGACAGUGCUUCAUUUUAUUUGCGAGCAGUACUCGAACCCCGUGGAGGCUAUUCAGUUCUUGACCCGCGCGGGUGCGGACUGUAACAGUCGAGAUGCGAAGAAGCGUACGCCGACACCGUUACACUAUGCAAUUAUGCACAGUAAGGAGCCUGCGCCGGUCAUGGAGCUGCUGCUGAAGAAAAACUCGGACGUGAAUGCGCGUGACUGGCGCAAGUCGACGCCGCUGCAUCUUGUGCUGGAGAAGAUGGAUAACGAGGAGAUUGUCCAGAUGCUGUUG